Molecule: messenger RNA, 2328 nt
Organism: Cyphomyrmex costatus
Lineage: Eukaryota; Metazoa; Arthropoda; Insecta; Hymenoptera; Formicidae
Product: ADP-dependent glucokinase
Exons: 5
Coding region: 95-1543 (482 amino acids)
Biological process (GO): glucose metabolic process
Cellular component (GO): endoplasmic reticulum
Molecular function (GO): ADP-specific glucokinase activity
Source: RefSeq, a predicted model, not a curated record
ACGUUUUAUCCGGGAGGGAGGAGACUAGAACAGGUUGGGGAACGGAAGAUAUGAGAGAAGGUUAGAAUUCAGAACUCGCGCUGAUUGCAGCAAUAUGGGAUAUAAGAAAAGGUUGGGAUUCGGGACGUUUCUCACCGUGCUGAUUGUGCUGGCGGCGAUCUAUUAUCGCAACACCGAUGACAUUCUGCAAAAACGAUUACUGAUCCUGUUACAUGGCCUCGAGAAGCUCGAGAACAAAUACGUCAUCACCAGUAAACCAAAAGUCGCCAUUGGUUAUGGCGUGUGCACCGAUGUUUUCAUCGACGCGAAACAUCUGCUAAGGUAUUCAGAUGAGGUCGGCCGACCUGAACACUUCGACGAGAUCAACAGCGAGCUUGAGCUACUCAAGAGCUUCGCCUAUUAUUUUCGUCAUGGAGCCGCAGCAGAACGCUAUAUGGCAAACAGAACUUUAUUCGAUGAAUUAGUAUUGAAAGCACGCUCAUUUCCAUCGUCUUACUCGACAAUUGGAGGAAAUGCAGCAGUUAUGGCAAUGCGAUUCGCGCGAGAGGGAUGUGAUGUGACUCUCGCGGCUAAAAUGACCAGAUCCUUACAUCAGAUGAUUCCACAAGUAAUAAAUAUAGUAGGUGGGGAAGUGAAACGUGACGAUAUUCAUCUUAUCAUGGAAUAUAAACACGGUGAAGUGUGGGGUCCUUAUUCCAGUGCAAGAGCAAAUAGAUAUAUUGUUCAUAACGAUGUGAAUAAUCCAAUGAUUAGCUCAUUUGAUGCUUUUGACAAAGUUCUGGGAACAUAUGAUCCCGAUUUAUUGGUAGUCAGUGGUCUCCAGAUGAUGGAUAAUUAUCCAUUUCGAGAAGACAAACGCAAAAAUCUGCUAAUGAACGUAAAGAAACAGAUGUUAGAUCGUCCGAGCUCUACCAGAAUUCACUUCGAAAUGGCCUCAUUUGCUGAGGAUAAAUUGCUCUUUGAAUUGUGCGACCUAGUAGUUCCUUUCGCUGAUAGUUUGGGGAUGAACGAACAAGAAAUAGCGAAUUUGUACAAUACUAUGUAUUACGGUAACAUCUCGUUAGUGGCCAAUUCGACUCCACGUGUUGCAACGGUGUUAGAUCAAAUGAGAACGUUAUUCAAACUUAUACGUCUGAGAGGCAAGUCAAUCGCGAAUUCUAGAGAGCUCACGAGAAUUCACGUUCACACGCUGGCGUACCAAGCCAUAUUUACCGUCAAGGAUUCCGUUUGGAAGAAUACUAUAGCCGCUGCUGCCAAAGCAUCACUGACUGCGCAUAGACAUGUAUGUGCAUCGAGUAACGUUGACGUGAAGAAAGCGACACUGAUCAUGGAUGAUAGUUUUUCGACAUCUAUUGUUGACGGUACUCGAAUAGCUUUGAACAUCGACAAACCAGUGUCUUGUUGGGACGAGAUAUUAAAAGUAGAGCAAGAGGAUAUUUCUAUUCAGGUGUGCGUCGCUCCUGUAUUGGUUUGCACGCAAGCUAGUCAAACGGCAGGUGGCGGAGACAACAUUUCCAGCGCAGGCCUAGUACUUCAGAUCUAAAGUAUGGAUUCAUCGAAAUGACGGGAUCGUUAUACUACACCGCCGUGUUCGCAUUACGAAUUAUAUUCCCAUUCAUUGUUUAUACGUAGAUAAUGAACAAAAAUCCUAAAGUAGACCUUUAAUGAUGUUCGUAGCACGUGAGAUUCUAUACAUUGGUUUUUACAUUCCAUUUGACUACGAACAAGAUAGAGUGGACACAUAGGACUAAUUACACAUCGCUAAACUAUAUAAAGCACGGUUUAAUUUUUUUAUGCACUUGGGUGCGUUUUAUCGAAUUGUGACGUUCUGCCUAAUACAACUAUCGAUAGCAAUUUGGUACUAACGUCAAUGUUUACGAACAUUAUAUUGUUAUUCUCGCAUUUGUAAACUAAUUUUAAUCGAAAACAGUUCAUUCCGAUGUUAUAUUACUUAAGCUAAUCAAUGCUCUGUGUAGAUUAAGCGUUUUUACAAAAAAACAAAAAAAUAUAAAAUCGUGAGAUUUCCUAAGUACUGAAAACUUGAGUAAAAUGGAUAUUUAAGAAUUUUAAUAGUGCCAUGUGACCUAUAUUUAACGAUAGAUUCAACGAUUUCGCAAUAUAUUUCAUAAUUAUGAUUAGCUUUGCAAAGUAGAGGCAAUGUGAUAUUAUCUUUAGGAAUCAAUCAUAAGAUUGAACUUAAAAAAAUCAAAAAGAUUAAAAAGAAUAAAACGAAAUAGAACAAUUGAAGUGCUAAGAUGAUCGCAGACCGAUACAAGCCUUUACGAUCGAAAAUUUCCUAAAAAAAAAAAAGUAAGUAAAAUUAGUAGU